GCUGAACCUGAGUCUUUUUCCAACUUGUUUCUAUCUCAUCAAAUGGAUUCUUCACCAUCACCGAAAAGCGACGAGAACCAUUUGCGUCCAUACAUGACGCACUCUCAUUCCAUGCCACAUCUUCCACAACUGCAAUUAACCACCACCGACAACCGGAAUGAUGCCAUCGAUAUCACCACGCCUGCUACAGUUGGAUCCAAAAAAUUCACUUUCUCAGACGAGGAUUUGACAGACUAUCACUUGAAAAAAGCUCAAGACGAACUUGAUCGGGAGAAAAUUCCCGAACGGUCAAGUAACGAUGACUACAACGCUCCUGGCAUCGACCGCCGAGACUCGGCCAACACAUUAGUCGAAGCCGCCCUCGAAAAACCAGAAGUCGAAGAACGUCAUUCCAGUUACCAAGAUCAUGUCGCUGAAUCAGCCGCAUUAGUCGACCGAAUGCUUAGCCAGCGAGUUGGUCCCAACUCUAUGGCACCCACCGGAGGCGGCAGUGUGCUUUCCUCACUAAUGAAGCUCGAAGCACAAAGAAACAGAGAACAUGAGAAACGUCAAGAGGAAAGAAAAAGGCGGAAGGAAAAGAAGAAGCAGAAACUGGAAAAGAAGAAGCAACGUCCAGCUUCGAUUUAUAAUUUACCAACCCACUAUGAGACCGAUCCAAUUGAUGGUUAUGGGGAAGAACGACCGCAGUUAAAGCAUCGACCAGGAAGUUGGUUGUCGACUAUAACCACCACUGACCAUCUAGUUCCAUCACUCGCCAAGAGAAAGGCAGCAAACUAUCCCGCUUCCAUUUCGCGACGCUCCUCCGUUGACAGCAUGAUUACUACAGCUUCGCAAUUCGAACCCAUUUCACUAGAAGACCGUAUUCGUAUUACGUUUGAACUAGCUAAUAUUCUACAAAAGCAAGAUUUUCUUCGAAAAUUGGCCAGAACUUUAAUUUGGUAUGGAUGCCCAUCCCAUAGACUCGAAAUUGCUAUGAAACAAGUAUCGAAAACGCUGGGUGUCGACGCUGAAUAUGUCUACUUGCCCAACGUCAUGUUGCUUAACUUCCUGGACACCACCACGCAUCAGACCGAGACCCAUUUUAUUCGCCAGGUGCAAGGUUACGACAUGUACAAGUUGGGAGAAAUUUAUCGAUUGGAGAAGCUAGUCUCUCACGGUGAAGUGACGGUGGACGAGGCCUUGGAAUUCAUCGAGUCCAUUAAUGACGAAAAAGAUUUUUACCCGCGUUGGACAAAUCCCUUGGUGUAUGCAGCCGCUAGCUUUUGUACAUGCACUAUGUUCUUUGGCGGCCAAUGGAAGGAUGCUGGCGUUGCUGCUGCCUUAGGAACACUUCUAUCCGUUUAUGAAACGUUUGCUGGUCGAUUUCAGUCAUUGGGUCCUAUUUGGGAUAUUACAAUGUCCAUGCUCAUUGGAUUUAUCGCACGUGCACCGUGGAGACAAGGAUUCUGCUUUGCGCCUAUUUCCUAUGGCGCUAUUGUCAUCUUGUUGCCCGGAUACACCAUCGCUUCGGGCAUCAUUGAGUUAGCGUCUCGAAAUCUUAUAUCCGGCGUAGUUCGAAUGGUUUACAGUAUUGUGUACUGCUUUUUGUUGGGUUAUGGAAUAUCCAUGGGAUCCGGUCUAUGGGCUACAUUUGACCCGGCGGCUGCCAGUGCUUCGACCUCAGAAUGUACUGGGAACAUUCCCUCGCAAUGGUACAACUUCUUAUUUGUGUCGCUGUUCGCAUUCUCUUAUGCCAUAUACCUCAAAGCUCGCCCCAAUCGUUGGAUACCCAUGUUUUUCGUUUCGACCAUGGGCUAUGUCGUCAAUUUUUCAUUGACAAAGUGGACAUCCGCACCUCAACAAGUUACUCAAUUCAUUCCAGCUUUUGUUGUCGGUUUACUCGGUAAUCUGAUGCAUAAAUUCACUGGCAAAAUGUCAUUUGAUGCCGUAUUGCUCGGUGUCUUCUUUCUUGUGCCCGGUAGUUUAGGCUUGAAGGCUGCUCUGGGUACAUUCAGCGAUAGCACUACUGGUGUCAAUGGUGGUCAGGGCGCAUACUUUGCACUGGCCAUGAUUGAGUCAGCCAUCGGUAUUACCGUCGGACUAUUUGUCGCUACCUUAGUAGUAUACCCAAGAGGUACUGCACAUACCCCACUGAUGUGUUUCUAAGUGGCUUGAUCCACCGCCUCGAAAAAAAAAAAAAGACUUAAUGCAUAUACCAAACCUUAGUCUGUUCCUCAACUUGUACAGAAUAAUAGAAAUAACAUGGCCUGUUUUCCUCCCUAUGUAGACCCAUGUUUAUUAAAUCAUA
This is a messenger RNA of Umbelopsis ramanniana AG, 2287 nucleotides long. RefSeq lists its product as uncharacterized. The transcript is spliced from 6 exons. Gene Ontology annotation, molecular function: transmembrane transporter activity. Bases 43 to 2145 code for a protein of 700 amino acids. Gene Ontology annotation, biological process: transmembrane transport. Lineage: Eukaryota; Fungi; Mucoromycota; Umbelopsidomycetes; Umbelopsidales; Umbelopsidaceae. The record is from RefSeq and is a predicted model, not a curated record.